Messenger RNA from Lymnaea stagnalis (great pond snail), 8792 nucleotides. The record is from the annotation of a GenBank genome assembly. NCBI's taxonomy places the organism in Eukaryota, Metazoa, Mollusca, Gastropoda, Lymnaeidae.
GUCCCACUCCGAUUAAUUAAACUGACGCUUAUCAAGCUUAUCUCUACGCCCAUAUGUUAAGCCCUUCGCCAGCCAUGUCACCGCGGUGUAUCUAGCAUUGAUUAUCAGACAGCUUUCAUUUGUACUUUGCCACUCAAGCUGAUCACUACGGGGCCUGAUUACGUUCGGUGAUUGUUUCGUGUAAAUUCUAUUAUAAUACACGCUACGGGAACGCGAGGGAACAGUCAGGUGAGUGUGUAUUAUACUCUUAAUUAAUACUCUUCAAUUCAGACCGGAUAUGCUGCUUUCCUUUUGGACAUUGGUAUACGGCUAUCAACCACUAACUAACGCACAUAUUCUGAUGAGGGUUUGAGAUUGGCAAUCGACUCCAUCGGCUGAGCUGAGCCGUUUAACAUUUCGCUCACGUGGGGCUCUCCCGCCGCUGCCCUGGUUCCCCUGAAACAUCUAGGUACGGGCUUUAUAUCAACUAGAGUUUCUGGGACCAGGCUGCAAUGCCGGCAUGGGGUAGGGUCCCUGUUUUGGUCUAGCCUUUUGAAGUAUGUGUUGAUGGGACAGGGGAGCUCAACUACUUAUAAGCUCUAUAUUAUAGUGAAUUUUUUAUUAAUUUAUCUUUAUUUUUAUUUUUUUUACGGUUAAACCAUGAUUUGGGUUCUGUAAUAGUAAAUGUCCAGUUCAUUAUUUACACACCUCUCACUGAAAGAACACUUUCGACCACCAGUUGGAAUGAGUGUGUUUUCCACAUGCCCACAUUACCAUUAUCUCCCUAACCGCCAUCAUUGAAAAGGAGAAAAAGCUUUUAAUGCAUUUCUAAAAAUUUUUAAAGGGGAAGCAACACAGAAAGAUUCACUUGCAUAGAAGAAGGAAUAAUUAUUUAUGGUUCGCCCUCUCACUCCCUUUGCACACAUAAUCACAUCCGCAAUCACAUUCACAAUUACAUUCACAAUCACGUUGAUAACACCCAAUCACAUUCACAGUCACAUUCAAAGUCACAUUUACAAUCCACAAUCACAAUUUUAUUUACACAAUUGUAAAGUGGCGCCGUGUGUCACGCUAUGUGUCACGCUAUGUGUCACGCAAUGUGUCACUCAGUGUGUCACGCUGUGUGUCACGUUAUGUGUCACGCUGUGUCUCACGCCAUGUGUCACGCUAUGUGUCACGCCAUAACACAGACAUUCAUAAGACAGAGUUUCAUAACACAGACUUUCAUAAGACAGAGUUUCAUAACACAGACAUUCAUAAGACAGAGUUUCAUAACACAGACUUUCAUAACACAUACUUUUAUAACACAGACUUUCAACCAACUAAUGCUGGCAAUGAAUCAUGAAUAAAAUAUAUGAUGAACAUGUUGCUGUUACUUCAAUUUGAUUGGACGCCGGGUACUUAAGAUUGCCUUUGGAAGAAAAACCCACACAGGCAUUUUUUUUUUUAAAUCAGUAAAUGGCCUUGGACGAAAAUGUAUUUCAUUGAGGAGAACAGGGCUUUUCAAAGUGUCCAGAUACUCACCCUGUUUUAAUAACUCUUAUUCAGUAAACCUGGAGCACCCUAGCACUCAAUUUAAAAUCCAUCAAAUGAUUUUGUUUCCAAGAACUAGGCCGUUUACAGCAUCAGCAUUUUAAUCAUGAUAUUUCUACAUACACUAUUCAAUUGUCAAACGUGUGGAUAUGUUGCUUUUUUUAUGGUUGUGUAAUAAUAAUAAUAAAAGUUAGGCCUGUUAGUUAACAUUAUUCUGUAGGACUACAUGAAAGGCCAAAAUGAAAAGAGAUGUGCAGCAUACAUUUUUACCGUAUGAAUAAAUACAUUGAAACAAGCGCUAAAAUAGUAUUACGAAAGCUUUAAAAUAAGGAGGGCCUAUUGUUUUUUUUUACUGUUUAGGGGUGCAAUUAGAUGUUCAACAAUAUCAUAAUAUCGGUGUGCCAUCGUCAAGAAAUUCUAUCUGGCUAGCUGUUAUCAGUCCCAGGCUACGGUUCGUCGUAGUAUUUAUUUAGUGGGUCGUCAAGCUUGAUUUGGUUGCACACAUUCCAUUCAGGGAAGGGAACUCUGUCAUCUCCAUUACGUGUGAUCACUCAACCGUGGAUAUAUGUACACUGUCAAUAAAGUCAAUCCUCGGGGUAAAAGGGUUUUAAACUAAGGACAGUGUGCUGCUGUUUAAUCUGACGUACACAGUACAUUUGCCGGCACAAACUUUGUAGAUUUCAUAUAUCAUGAUGUUAAGAAAGGUAGGCCAAAUUCUAGCUUGAAACAAAACCAAAAAUAGUUUAUUAUUCUUUUCUUUUUUUUUUCUUUUUUAAAUCUAUAACCUCAGCGAGAUUAAUUUAUUAUUUUCACUGCUAUAUUAACAUUACGUUAUUGUAGUCAAGACGUUUGUGUUCAAACAGUGACUAUUUUUUAUUUAAUUCCAUAAUUCACAAUAAUAUCCAAAAGAAGAAAUAUAUACCUGUACUAUUUCAGCAACACGAAAUAUACUUUGUAUUACAUCAAUUAAAUUGGAUUUCACAACACCUUUCACUUCAAAAUCGUAUGUACAAAAAUUUCAUUUACAAUCACAGAGUCUAGUUGUUUGGGUUAUUUUAAUGUUGGCUGCUCAAAUCCCAAACUGCCACAACCCAGCAAACACUCUGAUUGGCCAGUCAUUAUAAAUCUGGAAUUAGUCCCAAUAAUCUGUACAAUAUGCACGGGAUACAUAGAAAAUUAACUAUAUUAUAUCAGUUGUCUCACCAUCAGUGGUUCACACACUCAUAAUGUUAUCUAGGACAAUUAUUUUUUAAAAAAUAAUAAAGUUUGAGUUAGGGGUUUAAGCUUUUACAGCAUUAAGUUCAUUGUACGAACAGGUAGGGCCUACUGCCUACUGCCUACUGAGUUUUUAAAAAAAUCUAAUUACAUUAAAUCGAAAUAACUAGACUCUUUCAAAUUGCCUGAUAGGACUAGAUUACAUUCGGUCACACUGGACGCCAAGAAGGCAUAUCCAUACAAACUUGCAUAUAUAUUUUUUUUUUAAAUGUUUAAAGCAGCAACAACUAGCAAUAGCAUCAAACGCAAUCAGUGGCGUAGCUAGGGUUGGUGUCACCUGGUCCGGUAAGCUCGUCAACAAUUUUCCGCAAUUUUUGACCCCCCCCCUCUCCCCCCCCCAAUAGUCAACAACUUUCAAACUUUCGACGACCCCCCCCCCCAUUUAAUUAUGUCAACAUUUUAUAACCCACCCCCCUCCCCAAAAAAAUGAAUUAUAUUAUAAAUAAAUUUAUAAAUACGUUUUACUUUGUGCUGAUGUACUGUAUUUUUAAUAGUUUAAAAUUGUAGGAAAAUCAAAAAAAUGAAUUAUAUUAUAAAUAAAUUUAUAAAUACGUUUUACUUUGUGCUGAUGUACUGUAUUUUUAAUAGUUUAAAAUUGUAGGAAAAACAUUUUAUUACAUCUUUAACUUGUUAAUUAACAAGUUGAAAAGUUUUCACACUUAAAUUUUAUAAUGCACAAUCAAUUAAAAAAUUGUUAAAGAAUAAGUAAAAUUGUUUGUGGAAAUAUAAAUAAGAUUAGUGUCAGUAUAGCUGAAAAUUAGAGUAUAGUUUCCAGCUGCUAUGAUCUUCCCAUGGAUUAGGCAGAUGUUGCUCAAUCGUAACAAUGAGCAUCAGGGACAUCAUUUGGGUAGAGCAGGGGGUGUCUGCCACCCCCCCCCCCUUGAUUUUGCUGGUUUUAUUCAAAUUGCUAUGUACUGUGGCACCUCCAGUAAUAAAUAACUUAACAAGCCAAAAACGUUUUGGUUUUGCCACACCCCCCUCCUUCCCUUGAAAAAAAACAACCUGAAAUGACGCCCCUGAUGGGCAUAUCCUAUAGUAGCUGAUUUAUCAUUUUCGUCUUGGGCAAAUGUUAACCAGACAAGUCAACAUCAUCUUUAUCUAACUAUUCAACACUUAAAAUCGAAGCAUUGUCUGUGUGAGCAAUAGUUGCCAUAAGCUCUCUAUGUCUUUCAGUUGGUAUAGUUGUUAUUGAACACCGAUGAGUUGGCUUGUUUUUGUUGUUUGUUUGUUUGUUUUUUUUUUAAAUUGAACACCGUGUACAAUGAUGUGGUAAUCAUUCUAAGGAGCGGAUUAAGAGAAAAAUGACAGGUGAAUAGAUGCCAACUUUUGAUCCCUCUUGCACUAACAAAGCGUGCUAACAUUCUGAUCAGCCAUCGGCAGUGCACAGACAGACACACAUUAAAUAACUCUUAUAUUGUUAAAAGCCUAAACAUAUAUGACUAUUUACACUCAUUAAAUUGUUUAAAAUAAUGUAUUAACCAGUCAAUUUUUAAGAUUAAAAUUUUAAUGGAAAUUAAACAUGAUUGUUGACGUCAACUAAUCUAACCCCCCCCCCUCCCUUGUCAACAACUGUCAAACAUUUCCAAACCCCCUGCCCCUCUCCUAUUUUGUUGACGUAAUUAAUGGACGCCCCCUUAGCCCUGUGCCAGAGGUGUAGCUGUUUUUAUUCAAAUCGAAUGCAUUUUAAGCCAAACUGGCACAAUCUAGUCAAAAGCCAAAAUUGCUUUUUAUUCACUAGACUAGAUGAAGUGAUAUUUUUCAUUUCCUUGAUAACGCUUUUAAGUGUUAUUCCCUGAAAUAUAUCUAUUGGCAUUUUUUUCAGUUUAAAUCUAAUUAUUACUCGAAACUUGUUACAUUUCUGCAAACAUUAUUGCAUUUGAGGUUAUCUAAGAUAUUACUUUAUACUUCUCUAGUCUCUUAACACCUGGCACCUACAAAAAUAAUAAUCCUUUCUAUGAUGCUAUUACUGCUGCGAACUGUUAUACAGUAAAAACUCGAUUCCUUCCUUGUGUUUACAAAUUAGAUAACGUCUUAGAUAAAGAUAAAGAUAAACUUAGAUAAUUUUAAACAGUAUGAAAUAAAAACAAUUAAAUUAGUUAAAUUUUCAUUUUACAAGAAAAAUGGGUCAGCUAUAGUACAUGGAGUUAAUAAUUUGGUAAAUGUACGAUUUCCGAAGUCAUCUGAAAACAAAAACAUUCCGAUUUUCCAUCUUCAUAUAUGAAUAUCCCAGUUUUAGUUCAGUACAUUACAUGGAUGAAGCAACCUCAACGUACACUAUCAGACUCGCCAUCGGGCAUAAACAAUCUGCGGCUAAUGUAAAGAGUAUAGUACCCUGACAUCUUUUGCAUGGUUUGUCCCAGUGUUCUGAUAGGGUCAAAACCCUGGUUCCAAUAGGGUCAAAACCCUUGUUCCGAUAGGGUCAAAACCCUGGUUCCGAUAGGGUCAAAACCCUGGUUCCGAUAGGUCAAAACCCAGAUUAGGGAUACGUUUAGGGUUCAGGUUAGGUUUAGGGAUAAAUUUAGGGGUAAUCUACCACUUGAGCGUCGGCCAAGAAAAAAUCCAGUUGUUCUGGUUGGAAGGGCUAUUUAAACAACUAUUCUUACAUUGGAGUCUGUUCAUAUUUUUGCUUCCAUAUAGAGGCUAUAAAGUUAUAUAGCACAAUACUAAUACAUUUAAAUAAUUAUUACUUCCAAGCUACCGAUAUGCCAGGAAGAAAAAGAGACUACAAUUAUUUUUUUGAUCCAGAUAACGCGGAUGUCCACACACAGAAUGUGGAAAACGUGAAUGCUCAGAAAGCGUAAACUAAAAAGACAGUUUGGCACAAGAAGCGCCAGUGAUCUUUCCCCUUCAUAUUUACAUGGAUUCAUGUACCACAACCGUUUUCGUGGAAAUUAUAUUUUUUUAAACUUCAUUGUCAACUUGGGGGAGAACUAUGCAUAAUUCUAUUUUCACACAUUAUCUUCUAUUUAAAAAAAAUUGUUAUAGUUUUUCUAUUUUAAGCAAAUUGUCUAUGAUAAUGGGAAUGAAUACGUACAGCGAAUGUCAUUAAAAAUAAUAAAAGAAUAGUUGUUUAAAUAGCCCUUCCAACCGGAACAGCUGGAUUUUUUCGUGGCCGACGCUCAAGUGGUAGAUUACCAAUUUAGGCUUAGGCUUAGGACAUAAGUUCGCCAUGAUAAAAAAUCACAUUUACCUUUCCGUGACUAAAAUUUUAUUAAACGUACAUAGUUAGGGCAUAGGGAAGUUCACUCAUCUACAGAAAAUCAAGGGGCCCGUAAAGCGAAAGUACCAAUAUUAUAAAAUAUUAACUUAAUUAUUAAGUUGUAUGCUACUAAUUAUUAAGUUAAUCAGUGUUUAAACUUUAACUAAGUCUAACUUAAGUAGGUGGUUACUACUUCAUACACUCAAAUUCAAAUCUCAGACGCAUGAACAAGUUUAAGUUGAUGUUGAGACUUAGUACUGACCUGAGACUUAAGUUAUAAAACAAGUGCAAGCAAUACAAAGACUUAAAUAAAGUAAAUAAAGUUUAACUUUACAAUCUGUAUUCCACAAUCCCACUUUAACAUGUGCCAAUUAAGUAGGCUUUCUGUGUCUGCUCUGUAAAGUUAAUCAAUUGGAUGCUACUAAACAUAAGUCAAGUCAUAAAAGUUAUUUGUAAUAGUAAUAGGCUUAAACAAUAAUGAAUCAAUAAUAAACUUUUAAAAAAUUCUGAAAGUAAAACAUAUUUAUUAUAAGUAUUAAAAAAAAAGUGUGUGCAUAAAUUAUGCAAAUCAGAAUAUCUCAUACGCAUAAAUGUUGAUAUUUCAGUUUGAUUCAUCAAGAUCUUAGUAAAUGUUCUAGGGGAGGAAUUCUUAACUAAUUUACAGCACUGCAUCCCCUCUCAAUUUCAAAAGAUUCCUUACAACUCCCACACCUUACCUGGAUAAAUUAUAUUGUGAAAAAAUUUAUUUAAUGAAAAUAUUUAUAAUUAAUUUAGUUAUUGUACUUUUAUUUCUUUAAAUAAAUUUCUAUUAAAAAAAAAGAAGAAAAAACUAUGACAAAUACGAGUAAUGUAAAAAAAAAAUUCACCAGAAAAAACAUUUAAUGGUGAUUAUCAAAAUUUAUCAAAACUAUUGUUGUUUUUUUUUAAAUGCUGCAACAAGUAGCAAUGGCAGCAAAUACAAUUUUCUUCCAUGUGUUAGGGGUGUUUCAAACCUGAUUAAAAAACCUUAUUCUUGGGAAUUUUUUCUGACACAGGUGCAGUAAUUCCAGUGCGGUUAAUUUUUUGUAUAGGACAGUAGUGGAAAGAGAGAUUUUUUUGAUAGGCUAUUUGUGACAAUGGGGGGCAGGGGGUAAAAAUCUGAGAAAUUUGAGUGACCUUAUAUGUGGAUGGCCCCAAAGAUGUGGUCACCAAACAGAUCCUUUAAAUGUCUCCUUUUAAAAACAAUUGUUGCUUACUUCUUUUUUGGUUAUUAUUUUCAGAUUUUUAGCAGUAUAGAAAAAGAAAAGUAACUUAUCAUCAUGGCUCAGACUGAUCAAGUAAUCUCACAAAUUCAAGUGAUUGAAAGUGAAGAAAUUUUACAGCAUUUUCAUCCAGGGCUUUUGAAGCUGGACUAUGCGGACAGAAAUAUAAAAGCAUACAUCAUUGCCGGCACAUUCCUCUUUGUGUCUGCAAUAUUUUCUGGAUCACUUUUAUUCUGCAAUUUAUUUAAAGCUUUUCGUGGACUUAUUCUGAAACACCAAGUUUUUAUGAGCCUGGCAAUAGUCAGAGGUGCUUAUGGAAUCUUCGGUAUCUUCAUUGGAUGUUACGCCAUCUUCAGAUCCACUGUUCUUGAUCGUGAUAUAGUUUUUGGAAAAAAUGCAACAAGCUCUUUUGCAAUGUGCGUGACAGUAGGAUUCUUUAUCUUUGAAUUAUCAGCUGUACUCUUAUCAGAUGUAGCCUUUAAAACUUUCUCCAAGAUGCUCAUCAUGCACCAUGGUCUGGCACUGGUAGCCUUCAGCUUGGCUAUUAACUCCGGCUCAAACUACUCUUUUGGUUGCAAGGGUAUGAUUUUAGAAAUGAGCACACCUUUCUCAUGUCUUUGUUAUGUCUUUCUUAAAGCAGGCAUGGAGAAUUCCACAAUCUGGAAAAUCAAUCAGUUUGUUUUGAUCCACACAUUCCAUCUGCGGAGCGUUGUGGAGUGUCACCUUUGGUAUGUCACCUACAAGCAUUGGGAUGAUAUCUACUCAAAGAUGUCCACACCCAUUUUUGCACUUCUUUACACCAACCUGGUUUUGGUCACAUUUGUCAUGACACCAUACUGGGGCUACAAGAAAACUGAGCAGCUUUUCAACCCUGUUGAUUGGAACUUUCAAGAGUCCAGAGACACAGAUACAUUAUCUCCCAAGAGAAAAGCUCAAAAGGCAGAGUAAUUUUUUAAAAAUAUAUUUAUGUCAGGUUACCUCAGGUGUCAUUGUUACAAAGUUGCAUUACUUAAAAACCACUUAAAAAUUGCUAAUAACAUUUCUUCUUUAGAAGAUCUCUUAUUUAAUCCUGUUGUUUACCUUAAUUUUGAUAUUGUUAUAAUGUAAAUAGUGAAUAAAAAUGGAAUUUUUGUUACUCAUAAAAUAUACUUUCAGAAUUGUUAAAAUUUAAGUUAAUAUUUUCAAAAUUAUAAUGUAUUUCAUUAUCAAUUUUAAAAUAUCAGGGAUAUGUGGGGACGAAAGGAAUUAUUUAUAAAUAUGAGUGGAUAAGAAGUCUUUAUUUUGAAUCCUGUGAAGACCAUUGCAAGUGCAAUAAGUAAUUUGAAGGAGAUUACUAUGCAAUAUGAAUCACAAUAUGUCAUUUCCAUUCCCAAUUUUGUGUACCUUUCGUGCAUUCAGACUGUGUAUUCUGAUACUGAUCUCUUGUUGGUAUGAAAUAGUUAUUCUUUAACUAGUCAAUGAAAUCAUUUCUUAAUUAAUUUUAAAUGAUAUUUAAUAUAAAAGUUACUUUAAAUUUUAAGUGUAAUGUAGUUACUGCAGUCAGUAAAUAAAGUUUGAUAUCAAAG